AUGGUUUGCCAAACAAGGAGCCAAGCCAGGCAGCAGGCCGAAAAACGCGACACUCGCCAAACUCAACAAGACGGGAACACAACACCUGACAUUGUUUAUCCAAGGACAGUCAGAGUUGCAGCCCGUAGCCCCAAAGGACGAGGGCGGAAACGAGCACCGAAACAGACUAAAAAGCGAAACCAGGCUCCUCGUGUCCCUCCCUCAUUCAACCAUCUCCCCACUGAGAUUCGCGUCAUGAUUUGGGAGGAGUACGUCCGUACGCCUCGCAUCAUUCGCAUCGAUGUACUGAAGGAGACACCAACAAAGGCAGAGCAAGGGUACGUUGUUCGAUUCCGGGCGGACGAAUAUCAAGGCAAAUCCGAACAGGUCUGCCCCCUGGUGGGUGUCAACCGCGAGAGCAGAUACGUUGCACUGCAUGCGAUGAAGGAAUCUUUGAUUCAUUUCACAGUUAGUUGUAAUAUUGAAAAGCCUAAACGAUUUCAGCCAACUUCCAGCAUCCGACGCAACUUCAGCAUCAGAAGCCAUGACGUCGUAUUCUUUGAAAAUUCAGGCUCAUCUACCUUCAGAAGGAUGUGGCUUUAUGGAGAUACGCCCAGAAUCACGAAUGUCAUGGUGGAUCUCGAUGUUUCUGAUAUCAAUUACAUGAGCAAUGAUGCGAUUCCACAGUGGGAAGAUAUGUUUGAAAUGGCACAACAUCUAACUAAAGAGCUCAAAAACAAGGAACAUCUGCAGAAUAUCUAUUGUCUGAUGCGAAAUGACAAGACCCUGCUCUAUGGUAUUGAUUCCGUACAGGAACUGACACCAGAGAGGUUGUAUCUAUUUCCAAAGGAGCGCGAAGGUGAUCUCCUGCAGUGGCUGCAGGAAUUUGAUAUAUUUCUCCAAGCCGUUGACCAUGGAACGAUACGUCUGUUCUAUGCUCAGGAUUUCAACGCAGUGAGGACUGUAUGGAAAAAUGUAAUGCCUACCACUGGGUCUACAGAUGGAAGUCAAGGCCCGUCGUCAAUAGCGAGAACUUAA
Messenger RNA from Xylaria bambusicola, 1017 nucleotides. RefSeq lists its product as uncharacterized. Bases 1 to 1017 code for a protein of 338 amino acids. Lineage: Eukaryota; Fungi; Ascomycota; Sordariomycetes; Xylariales; Xylariaceae. The transcript has 2 exons. The record is from RefSeq and is a predicted model, not a curated record.